AUGAUGGGGCGGUUCCCACUAGCGAAUGCUGCUCUGAGCUUGGCUCUUCUAGCCUUUAAUGCGCCGCUUGUAUUUUCUCUUGACAAUUCAUUUGUCAUUCAGCUGCAUGCUACUCGCGAGAGCUUUAGCUUACCUGAAGAUGGAGCAAAGAUGCGAACGCAGCACAUGACGACGGAAUCGGGUCAACAAUUUGAGUGCCUUCUACCGUCUUUAGCUUCUGGCGGUAAAAAUGGAGAUGUCGCAGAAACUACUGUGUCAGAUUCAUUGAUUGCCAAGAAGAAGGAAGAGAAAGAACAAAUUGCCGCCUUCAUGAGCUUUGGUCGGGCCGCGGCUAAUAAGAUUAAGCCUAAGUGUGUCAAAUAUGUGGACACACAGACCUACUGGGUCUAUGAAGUUUGUCCUGGCGUCCUAAUUCGCCGCGUGAGUCAUUCAAAGUCUACAAGUCUACUGGAUGUAUAUUUACCACCUGUGGAGGUCGAAGUGGAUGCGGCAAGUGAUAUAUCAUUUGACGAAGAUAAAGAGGAAGCUAUUGAAGUAGAAGCGGAGGAACUUGGUGAAUUUGUGGAAGACUCAAGUCUUGUGGCGCUAAGUUACGACCACUUUGCUUUGCCAGGAAUGCAAGAACGAUUGCUUCAUCUAAACAAACCACUGUUCACGCAGACGUUUGGCAAUAACCAGCAGAUUCAGGUGCAGUUCAUUUGCAGCGCUUUGCUGUUGGACGAUAAUAUCUCGGCUGUGCAGUGGAGGAAAGGUACAGAGGAGGGAAGAAGUCGCGAAAUUGCUGCAUUUUUGAUCGGCUCGAGGAUGUUUUGCAAUCCGCAACACGCUGACGUAGACGAAAACGACGUAUUUACAGUGCGGUCGUUAUUGCAGCCAUUAGAAGAAGCUCGUACGUGUGUGACGAGAAACGAAGGCUGGUGGACUUAUGAGUUUUGCUUUGGACGGUCGGUGAAACAAUAUCACAGGGACGGAGAUGGUCCAAUCACAGCUGAGUAUUCACUCGGUACAUUUGAUCAUGCAGGUAAUCAAGACUUAGAGCGCUUAGGCUCUGCAUUGGUUUCAGAGCAUAUUGACGCGACUCAUGAUGUGUCACGCCCUGCGUACUUGGAGUUGUACGAUCACGGCACAUUUUGUAAAGAGGGUGAAAGUCGUGCCCCUCGAAAAGCAAAAGUGUUUUAUUACUGCAGUCAGGGUGGUGCGAGUAAUCACAUUUUAGCAGUAAAGGAGACCCAGACGUGCAGUUACACGGUGAAGGUAUCUUCCCCAGUGCUAUGCGAACAUCCUCAUUUCUUUACUGACGAACAAAACAAUGACGAGGACAUUGAUAUUCUGCACUGUAUUCCAGUAGCAGAAAGCACGACAACACUCACUGAGUAG
Plasmopara halstedii is the source of this 1377-nucleotide messenger RNA. RefSeq names its product protein os-9. Lineage: Eukaryota; Oomycota; Peronosporomycetes; Peronosporales; Peronosporaceae. Gene Ontology annotation, biological process: endoplasmic reticulum unfolded protein response; retrograde protein transport, ER to cytosol. The record is from RefSeq and is a predicted model, not a curated record. Gene Ontology annotation, cellular component: endoplasmic reticulum lumen. The coding region runs from base 1 to 1377 and encodes 458 amino acids. The transcript has a single exon.